CGGCCCGGGAGGUCAUGGGAACCCAAGAGUCCCAGCGCGAGACGGACAGCAGGCGCGCUGGCAGGAUUGCUGGUCACGAGUCCCAUCCGUUCGAGUGUCGUGCAAGAGGCGACAGCGGCGACGAAAAGCUCUAAAGCUCUGCGGCUGUCUCGUACGAAGUCUCCGUAGCCCCGCAUCUCUACCUUCGAACGCGGCUCCUCCACCCCGGCCCGGGCGCCGCCGACCUCAGCGGCCACAGCGGCGACGUCGAGAAGUGCGCGGCGCGGUCCGCGGCAAAGCGGACUCCUGUUGGCGACUCCCAGCAAGCAGGAGGAGUAUCAAGAUGCCGGCUGUGUCAAAGGGAGAUGGAAUGCGAGGGUUGGCGGUGUUCAUCUCGGACAUCCGCAACUGUAAGAGUAAAGAGGCUGAGAUCAAGCGAAUUAAUAAGGAGUUGGCCAACAUCCGCUCCAAGUUUAAAGGAGACAAGGCGUUGGAUGGCUACAGUAAGAAGAAGUAUGUGUGCAAGCUACUCUUCAUCUUCUUGUUGGGUCACGACAUUGACUUUGGCCACAUGGAGGCGGUCAACCUGCUCAGCUCCAACAAGUACACAGAGAAGCAGAUUGGCUACCUCUUCAUCUCGGUGCUGGUAAACUCCAACAGCGAGCUGAUCCGCCUCAUCAACAAUGCCAUCAAGAACGACCUGGCCAGCAGGAACCCCACCUUCAUGUGUCUGGCCCUGCACUGCAUCGCCAAUGUGGGCAGCAGAGAGAUGGCUGAGGCCUUUGCUGGGGAGAUUCCACGCAUUCUGGUGGCCGGUGACACCAUGGAUAGCGUAAAGCAGUCGGCAGCCCUCUGCCUGCUGCGCCUUUACAAAACAUCCCCAGACCUCGUACUGAUGGGCGAGUGGACAUCCAGGGUGGUGCACCUGCUCAACGAUCAGCACAUGGGUGUAGUGACUGCUGCCAUUUCCCUCAUCACCUGCCUCAGCCAGAAGAACCCAGAUGAGUUCAAGACCUGCGUGUCUCUAGCUGUGUCCCGACUGAGCAGGAUUGUUUCGUCAGCCUCCACAGACCUGCAGGACUAUACCUACUACUUUGUACCAGCGCCGUGGCUCUCUUGCAAGCUGCUGCGUCUGCUCCAGUGCUACCCACCACCGGAGGAUGGCGCCGUGAAGGGCCGGCUUGUAGAGUGCCUCGAGACGAUCCUCAACAAGGCCCAGGAGCCACCCAAGUCCAAGAAGGUGCAGCACUCUAAUGCCAAGAACGCGAUCCUGUUCGAGGCCAUCUCCCUCAUCAUACACUACGACAGCGAACCCAACCUGCUGGUGCGUGCUUGUAACCAGCUGGGCCAGUUCCUUCAGCAUCGCGAGACCAACCUGCGUUACCUGGCCCUGGAGAGCAUGUGCACGCUGGCCAGCUCGGAGUUCUCCCAUGAGGCUGUUAAGACGCACAUCGAGACGGUCAUCAAUGCUCUGAAGACGGAGCGUGACGUGAGUGUGCGACAGCGUGCGGCCGACCUGCUCUACGCCAUGUGUGACCGCAGCAACGCCAAGCAGAUUGUGGCCGAGAUGCUGAGCUACCUGGAGACAGCAGACUACUCCAUCAGGGAGGAAAUGGUGCUCAAGGUGGCCAUCCUGGCCGAGAAGUAUGCAGUGGACUACUCCUGGUACGUAGAUACCAUCCUCAACCUGAUCCGCAUCGCAGGGGACUACGUGAGCGAGGAGGUGUGGUACAGGGUUAUCCAGAUCGUCAUCAAUCGUGACGAUGUGCAGGGCUACGCUGCCAAGACCGUUUUUGAGGCUCUUCAGGCACCAGCCUGCCACGAGAACAUGGUGAAGGUGGGUGGGUACAUUCUGGGGGAGUUUGGCAACCUCAUCGCUGGAGACCCGCGCUCCAGCCCCCUGGUCCAGUUCAACCUGCUGCAUUCCAAGUUUCACCUGUGCUCCGUGCCAACGCGCGCCCUCCUGCUCUCUGCCUACAUCAAGUUCAUCAACCUCUUCCCCGAGACCAAGGCCACGAUCCAGGAGGUGCUGCGCUGCGACAGCCAGAUCCGCAACUCGGACGUGGAGCUGCAGCAGCGCGCCGUUGAGUACCUCAAGCUGUCCUCUAUCGCCAGUACCGACGUCCUGGCCACGGUCCUGGAGGAGAUGCCCCCGUUCCCGGAGAGAGAGUCGUCCAUCCUAGCCAAGCUGAAGAAGAAGAAGGGACCGGGGGCCGUAUCGGUGUCUGACCUGGACGAGGGCAAGAGGGAUGGAGGAGGAGAGCUCAACGGGGCAGGGGAGAGGGGUCCGGAGAGUUCUGUGGUGGCCACCUCCAACACAUCUACUCCCUCUCCAUCUGCCGACCUGUUGGGCCUUCGGUCUGCACCUCCCGUUGGCUCAGCUGCUCAGGGCGCUGGCAGCCUAUUGGUUGACGUGUUCUCGGAGGCGGGACCUUUGGCCCCCGCUUCUGGGGUCAACGACGAUGGCUUUCUCAGAGAUCUGGAACCUGCUACUGAGAACUCUGACGCCCUAUUGGUUGAAGCUCCUGGUGAAUCGGACUCGGAGGAUUCUGCUCCACCUCUCCCAGAAUCAGAUGAGCUUCUCAACAAGUUUGUGUGCAAGAAUAACGGUGUUCUCUUUGAGAACCAGCUGCUUCAGAUUGGGAUCAAGUCUGAGUACCGGCAGAACCUGGGGAGGAUGUACCUGUUUUAUGGAAACAAGACAUCCGUUCAGUUUGUGAACUUCACCAGCACCGUCAGCUGCCCAGGAGACCUGCAGUCCCAGCUGAACGUGCAGACGAAGCCAGUGGACCCCCUCGUGGAAGGAGGAGCCCAGCUGCAGCAGGUCCUCAACAUUGAGUGUUUGUCUGACUUCAGUGAUGCGCCGCUGCUCAACAUCAGGUUCAGGUACGGGGGUGCUCUACAGAACCUCACGCUGAAGCUUCCGCUCACCAUCAACAAAUUCUUCCAGCCCACAGAGAUGGGCUCUCAAGACUUCUUUCAGCGCUGGAAGCAGCUCAGUCUCCCUCAGCAGGAAGCGCAGAAGAUCUUCAAGGCUAAUCACAGCAUGGACAAAGAGGUCCUUAAAGCCAAGCUGCUGGGGCUCGGAAUGGCCCUUCUGGAGAAUGUGGAUCCUAAUCCAGAGAACUUUGUAUGUGCUGGAGUUGUCCAGACCAAAGCCCAGCAGGUGGGCUGUCUGCUGCGGCUGGAGCCCAACAUCCAGGCCCAGAUGUACCGGCUGACGUUACGCAGCAGUAAGGACACUGUCUCCAAGCGCCUCUGUGAUCUCCUGGCUGAGCAGUUCUAGAACCAUCCCGGAGGUGUACAUAGCGGAACUGGGCCUCACCGAGAAACUGCAGCACCUUCCGACGUGCCGAUAUAAGGGAAAAAUAGGUGUCUGUGCUAGACAGUCAUUAUUUGUUACCAUGGAUAUUAUUGAUAUGAUAAUUGUUUUAUUGUAAUCGUGUGUGUGCGCGUGCGUGCGUGCGUAAGGUGAUUCAUGUUGAAGAAUGGUGGAACCCCUCACCCCACCCAACACACUUCCUCUCCCUUGCGUACUUAUGACCUCGUACUUGUACUGACAGCUGAUGGCCAGUGAGGGAAUUCACAAUGAUAAUCGUCACUCUUCCUGGUUCUGAGACAUUUCUUAGAUUUUUGAGCCGAAACUAUUCCUCACAGGUAAAGGGAGACUUGCACUUCAUGUGAACGCGCACAUACCGUACGUGUUCCUGUCGUCUGCUGUUGUGUCCUCCUGCUUCUCGCACUGGUGCUCUAGGCAGCGCCCCGAACGUUGCAUUAUUCCUUCUCGUUUUUGCGUUCUGUGAAGACGUUCUUGGUGCUCAGUGCUUUCCUACAUUCCCGUGCCGUGUCCUCCAGGGCGUUGAGAUUAUGGAGUUGUCUCUUUGCUAUCAUGCGUCAAUUCCCCCCACGCUGGCUCUGUUCAGCUGGUGCACAGUUUCACUCUGUACCACAACCAUCCUCUGCUAAGGACUGCAUUUGUUCACAUACAGAACCUUGCAGUUGAAGGUGGAGGGUCUGAAAGCUUGUUGUACCACUGUGUGUCUGUGUGUUUUUUCUUUAACAUUCCACAAGUUUCCUCGGCCAGUUUACAGAAAAAAGAAUGAGUUUACGCUGUUGAAAAAAAGUGUUGUAUAAGAGGCAACUUGCAGUUGUUCAGUUUUCGUUUACCCUAGCGUGUCCUGACAUAGGCUGUCGGAUGGGUCUGGUGAAGGAGUCGUGAGUCUUUGGGUCGAAGUAUCAUGUUUAUAACACUAAGCUAUUAUCUCAUUCUCUCACACACAGCUGCACGCGUGCAGCGUCGCAGUGUCCGUGUAUGCGUGCACGUGUGCAUGGGCGGAAACGGAUGACUGACGUGUCCUGUCUUUUGUGUGCAGUGGUGUUACCCAGGUGCCCCAGUGCUGCCUAAAGUGCACCAGGUAGCACUUCCGUAGUGGAGUGGAGGUACAACCGCAGUGUUCGCAUCGGCGACAGCAGCACAAAUGAAUCAUUUCGUCUUGCGUUGCCAACUGUCCGUUACAAGUACAGGGUUUGUCUCUCCAUGGAACCUGCUAUCGGCCAGGGUAGUGACGAGUGUGUGUGCGACGUGGGGAGGGAGAGACAGAGAGAGAGAGCGAGUGUGUCGAGUCUGUGUGUGUGAGAGAGUGAGUUUCACUGCAACCCUACUGAACGUUCUGGGGUGUUGUCGUUAGUUCAGUAAGAAGUCACUGUCAUUAUGCAGUUGAGUGUGCGGCUGCAGUCCCAGUGAAGGAAGGGGCCGUCCUCACUCUAGAUGAAUAAGGUGUUGCUGUGUGUGUGUGUUGUGUGUCUUCAGUAUUCCUAGCGCUACAACCCAGUGUAUCCAUGUGAAAUGAGUCAGAUGCUUAAAAUUACUCUGUACUGAACAAUGUGAAAGUAAAAUUAUACCAUGUAUGCA
Molecule: messenger RNA, 4891 nt
Organism: Scleropages formosus (Asian bonytongue)
Lineage: Eukaryota; Metazoa; Chordata; Actinopteri; Osteoglossiformes; Osteoglossidae
Gene: ap2a1
Product: adaptor related protein complex 2 subunit alpha 1
Exons: 23
Coding region: 323-3265 (980 amino acids)
Biological process (GO): clathrin-dependent endocytosis; intracellular protein transport
Cellular component (GO): membrane coat; AP-2 adaptor complex
Molecular function (GO): clathrin-cargo adaptor activity
Source: RefSeq, a predicted model, not a curated record